UGGGAGGCAAAGCAGGGAGGCAGCGCUGGGAGGGAAGGGGUGCAGAGCCCCCCCAUCCUCUGCAGGGGCUCGGGACAGACAGGGAGCCGGGGCAGGACACACAGCCGGCCCUGGGGCUGGUUCAUUCUCCUGGGAUAUCCAUGGCAGAAGCUGUUUAAAUGCUUCCCGAGGAACCCCAGACCCCGGGGCACAGCUACAGCUCAGGCUGCUGCAGGAGCUCGGUGUUCCUUGGGGAGCCCCCCUGACAGACACCCGGACACCUGGGAGGGACAACCUGACCCUGAAACCCCAGACCCAAAGGCACAGCUACAGCUCAGGAGCUCGGUGUUCCUUGGGGAGCCCCCCUGACAGACACCCGGACACCUGGGAAGGACAUCAGGACCGUGCGUGUCUCAUCCUUAGAACCCAUCCCCAACUCCAGGAGGCUUUAAAGGAUCACCCCCACCCCCAGAACAUCCCACCAUGAACGGGUACCUGAACGAAUCCAAUUUCCUGAUGGUGGAGGAGGGCUUCACCACCAGAGACCUCCUGGAGAACCUGCUGGGGGAGCUGUGCCAGGAGAGCCAGCAGCACCAGGCCCUCUUCGUGGCAGACCUGGGGGACAUCGUGAAGAAGCACCUGUGUUUCCUGAAGGCCCUGCCCAGGGUGAAGCCCUAUUUCCCAGUGAAGUGCAACGGCAGUGAGGGGGUGCUCAGGCUGCUGGCAGAGCUGGGGGCAGGAUUUGCCUGUGCCAACAAGGCAGAGAUCAGCCGUGUCCAAGGCAUUGGGGUGCCACCAGACAGGAUCUUCUACUGCAGCCCCUGCAAGCAGGUUGCCCACCUCAGGUAUGCAGCCAGCCACGGGGUCAGGCUGAUGGCCUUUGACAACGAGGUGGAGCUGGGCAAGGUGGCCAGGAGCCACCCCCGUGCCAGUGGGCACCUGCUGCAGGCAGCCAAGGACCAGGCUGUGGAGGUUGUUGGCAUCAGCUUCCACCUGGGGAGCCGUGGGCUGGAGCCCCAGGCCUGGGCACAGGCUGUGGCCACAGCACAGCUGGUGUUUGACAUGGGCACAGAGCUGGGACACCACAUGCACCUCCUGGACAUCGGGGGAGGCUUCCCUGCCACUGAGGACACCAGAGCCCCGCUGGAAGAGAUUGCUGCUGGGAUAAACUCUGCCUUGGAUUUGUACUUCCCUGAGGGCAGCGGGGUGGAAAUUAUUGCCAGGCCUGGGCGUUACUUCGUCACCUCUGCCUUCACCUUGGCUGUCAGCAUCACUGCCCUGGAGGAGAUCCCCGUGGAGCAGCCUGGAUCUGAUGAGGAAGAGUGUGGCAGCAAGAAGAGCCUGGUCUAUCACCUCAGUGACGGCAUCUACGGUGCCUUCAGCUGCCUCCUGUUCGACAGCCCCUGCCCCAGGCCCCGCUGCCGCCGCCGAUAUCCCCUCGGCCGCGGCUCCCUUGCAGCGGGGCUGGGAAUGGAUAUUGAGGAGAUGACGUUCAAGCGGGGAAGGGAAGGGAAGGAGGGGGGGGGAACCACAGCGAAGUUUGGCCGCGAGAACUCCCGAGGAAAGAUGUUUGAGGCGGCCUGA
Molecule: messenger RNA, 1563 nt
Organism: Zonotrichia albicollis (white-throated sparrow)
Lineage: Eukaryota; Metazoa; Chordata; Aves; Passeriformes; Passerellidae
Source: RefSeq, a predicted model, not a curated record